Molecule: messenger RNA, 4106 nt
Organism: Xiphophorus couchianus (Monterrey platyfish)
Lineage: Eukaryota; Metazoa; Chordata; Actinopteri; Cyprinodontiformes; Poeciliidae
Exons: 2
Coding region: 992-3652 (886 amino acids)
Biological process (GO): protein polyubiquitination; proteasome-mediated ubiquitin-dependent protein catabolic process
Molecular function (GO): ubiquitin protein ligase activity; protein binding
Source: RefSeq, a predicted model, not a curated record
CAUUUGAAGUUUUUUCUAUUUGGUCCUAGGUUAAAAAAAAAAACACAAAAAAAAUGCUCCUACAUAUUUAUUAUAGAAAAUGACUAACUUUGACUACUGUUUCUCUGCAUCACUUUAUUCACUUCAUGAAUAAAACAUCAAAGUAAAAUCUACUCAGCACCAGGGAGCCGAGAAGUACUGUUGACACUCAGUACCUCCUACUCUUGCCCUCUCUGGAUUCCUUUUCUAUCACGGCUUUAAACACAAGUCGAAUUCUCAGUGUUGGAUUCAAACCUUUUCUUGCCUGUCGCUUGAUCUUUUCCACAGUCGCUGAAAAGAGAAACAGUCUGUCCCCAUAGCAGGCUUUUGUCAGGUUUUAAGAGUAUUGAAACAUCAAAUGUUUAAAACCGCACGACAGAGUCAACGCUAGAUUUUUAAACAAAGAACACACACAAAAAAGAAAUACUUGGAAACAAAAAGAAAGUGGUACACCCUAAAAUCCUAUCUGCAAUUUUCUUGAGUGUUUUUACCAUGUAUUGGUCUGUAUCUGGCUUAUUUAUUGAUGCACUUGGGAAGUGAGGCUUGAAUACAACAGAUGAGCUUGAAGCUGUUGUAGAACUUAAUAUUGUUUCUGACAGAACAAUGUCAGAACCAAUAUUCUGUCAGAACUAUUGGUUCUGUCAAUGUCUGUCAGAGGAGUGUGUCCAUAUAUUUCAAUGUUAUGUCUGAUUUAAGUUAUGCUAUUUUGCUUUUUGUGCAUUUGGGGAAUACCGGACUAAAAUACUGCCAUCAUUGCCAUCAAAUUGUUAUAUAUGUAAAUGAAUAACGUGAGAUUGAUGAUUCUUCCAAUGAAUCGGGCCCAUGUACAAUGACGUUGUUGUAAGUCCCUGCUAAAAAUAUGUCCCUUUCUUGUUUCAUAACAAUCUUUCUGUAAUAUCUUCUGUAUUUAUAAUAAUUAUUCAUUCACUUUCUUUUUCCAGAUAUUGAGUAUAAAGUCUACCAUCCUUUCAAGAUGUUUGUGGGAACCCCUCUCGAUAGCAGUUCAACCUGUCCCGUCCAAGCAAACGGUCCAGACCCCAAAAGUCCAGAUUCUCAGUCAGAUGGUCCUUCAUCUUCUUCUCCACAACAUUCGCUUCCCUGCUGGGCAACCCAGGCUCAGAGCGACCUCGCCCAGGCCAGGGAGGAGUUACGUCAGAUUCAGCUACGUCGUGCAACUGAGAUUGAGACGGUUAAGCGGGGCGUAGAACGGGCGAUCCUCGGAGCACGCAGAGAAGAGAAGCGUCUGCUGGAGAGGGUGGAGCAGGACCAUCGGGACACUCAGCAACGUUUGGAACAAGUUGAGAGAGAGAACAUGGCAGCCGCCAGGGUGAGUCAGUCUCUGUUGGAGCAAAGGUUUGAGAAGUUGGUUCGGUUUCAACAACGACUCCAGACAAUGGAUCAGUCUGUUCUAUCUGAAAAGGGACCAAACCAAAACCCCUUACUAGAGGAGAUUUCAGAGUUCCUGCAGCCCUGGGAAAUCUCUGUUUCUCUUAAGAAAGUAAACUUCAAACCAAGCUCCCAGCCCAAUGCAGUCACUUUCGGAGACAUUCGAGUGGAAGAGCAACAUCUCUGUCUGAAUGUUGGAGGCUGUGGGCCAAAUGGAAAGCUGUGUGCCUUACAUUCACAGGAGAUGCAUUGUGAAGACAUAAACCAAAAAAGUUCUAAAAGGGCAAAAAGCACAGAAGGACAGGGUUGGACAUCACCGACAGGCAGGACGGUCAAAAGGAUCAACCUCUUCAACCGUAGUGAUGUAGAGUCAGAGGAAGAGCAGAAGCUUUCUUCUGCAAAGAUACACCACUGGCUGCCUAAAUGUGAACAGUUUGCCUGGGAAGCAUCCCAAGUUGAUGAGAUGGAUAAAAGUUGCUUUGAGCAACAAGGGGAGAACUUAUUUUUGGCUGUCCCUUCUGCUAGAAAUAAGGAUAUUAAAGCAAAGGACAUGGUAUGCACGAUGAGCAAUGCUGGAAAAUAUUGCUCACCCUCUAAUCAGAGAAAGGUGCUUUCUGUGGCCACUAGUAGAAAAGCGUCUCCUUCCCCUGAGCGAAGACAGGAAUCUGCCAAGAUGAGUCGUUGCUUGAGCCUAGAUAGCAAUGGGGCAGAAAAAAGAAAAGGAAGACUUGAUUCGAAUAAUGGACCUUAUGUUAGUAGUACACUAGCAUCUAGGAUGGCUCAAAGAGAUCAUUUGGUGAGUCAAAGCUGCCUAGAUAUUACCUCCAAAGUAAGAUCACACUCUCGUCUUAGCCAGUCUUCUGAUGAACACUCUCUGGGGACGUUAGGUGACUCUGGACGUGCGCCAUCUCCAGCAGACAGCCUUGACUCCACCUAUACCUUUAUUGUUAGCCCAUCACACAACUUCAGUUUGAACAAAGGCUCUUUGAAUCACAGUUUUCACCUGUCCAAGUCAGCAGUGGAUUUAACACACAAGACAAGGCCGUUGAUUAGUAGUGGCGCAAAUAAGCAAGAAUUAUACAAAGUUAGAAGUGGCAACUUCAACUCCAUGUUGAGUUCCACCUCAGUAUCACCACCUCUAAGUAGGGAAUUUGACAGCGGUCAGAUCCUCUCUUACCCUAAUCAUGUUGGUCAUAGCAUCUUGCCACAGUCUAAGAAAUCCACAACUGGGUUAAGACAAGUCCCUGUGGCUAGGUCAGUGUCAAUGUCAGUCAUAGAUGGUUCCUCUCAAGAACACAAGCGAGGCAGAGAGGAAAGAGGAGAGACAGCCCUGGUGGAGUUGGAGGAAGAGGUCGAUCCAUUGCUUAUGGAAAUCACUGCAAGCGGUGUUCAUCUCAUGGGGCAGUUUGGGAGGCAAGGUUCAGGCCGGGCUGAUCUUACCCUGCCAAGUGGUAUCCAUGCCACACCACAGGGGCAGCUCUUUAUAGUUGACUGCGGAAAUGCACGUGUCCAGGUGACUGACCCUCAGGGGAAUGUCCUUCAGCAAGUAAGUUCCCCAAACAUCAGUGGCUCCUCCAGAAGAUGCCGUAACUACUUUGACAUUGCUGUCAAUGCCAAAGGUCUAAUCGCCUUAAGCUGUGCUGCAGAAAGAGCUUUGCUUGUGUUCAGCCGACAUGGUCGCCUGCUCGAGACUUUUGGAGGAUCUACGUUGGGCUCUGCAAAGGAUGAGCUAGAAGCUCCCCGAGGGGUGGCUGUAACUAGACUAGAUGAAUUCUUGGUAGCUGAUAUCAGAAAAGGUACCCUCAUCGCCCUGAAGCUUGACCCUAAAACGGGCUCCAGGCUCGAACGCACAGUGGUGACCGGAUUCCACAGGCCUUACUUGGUGGCAACCUGUUUGAGCUCGGGCAUGGUAGCAGUGUCCGAAAGGGGCAAUGAAACAGGACGAGUGCCUUGCAUCAAAGUUCUGGAGCCAAGUUGGAACACAGUGAGAGUUCUUGGCGUAUGUGCUGGCAUGGGACCAAUCCUCACAUGUCCCUGGGGCAUAUGCAUCGAUAAAGACAGCAAUAUCUUAGUUGCAGACUGGGGAGAGCAGCACAGAAUUGUGUUGUACUCUGCUCAAGGCGUGGGCUGGCCCAUCGUACGCCAGGGAUUGAGCAGCCCACGCGGCCUGACCUUAUUACCAGACGGGCAACUAGCCGUGUCCGACAGCAUGCACCAUUGCAUUAAGAUUUACAAUUAUAAAGGGUGACAUGACUAAAUUGACCUUAUUUACAUUUAAGGAGAAGGUUUGACAAACUGGUGAGUUAAACACUGGUAUCUAGAACUUGUAUUAAAAUAAUAAAAACAAUCUAGUUCAUCUUACAGCUGAUGUGGUAAUGGUCAGAUAUGUCUGUAAGGAUGAUGCAUCGUAUCAGUUUGACAAUGAUACAGUAUAAUUUUGAGUUUGCAGUAGCUGGAAGACACAUUUGGUUGCCUUUGUAAGUCCAAGGGUAUCCUUAAAAAAAGAAGCAAUAUAAACGUGUAAAGAUUCAAAACUGCCUAGCAUGUGUUAAGGUUAUCUACCAUUAGUAUUUUAGUUUGUUUUUAUUUUGUUGUUUGCUGUGUAGCUUUUACAAUCGAGAGGCGUUACAUCAUUUGUAGUACAGUGAACCCUCGCUAUAUCGCGGUUCACCUUUCACGGUCUCGCUGCUUCGCGGAUUUGC